Molecule: messenger RNA, 546 nt
Organism: Drosophila sulfurigaster albostrigata
Lineage: Eukaryota; Metazoa; Arthropoda; Insecta; Diptera; Drosophilidae
Product: neuropeptide F
Source: RefSeq, a predicted model, not a curated record
UCGCAUCAUGUCGCACACUAUGCGCUGCACUCUGGUGGUCUGCGUGGCAUUGGCUCUCUUUGCCGCAGGCUGCAACGUGGAGGCAUCCAAAACCCGUCCGCCACGCAACAAUGACAUCAGCACCAUGGCCGAUGCCUUGAAGUAUCUGCAGGACCUGGACGUUUAUUAUGGAGACAGAGCGCGCGUUAGAUUUGGCAAACGUGGAUCUCUGAUGCAGUUACUCCGCAAUCGAAUGCUCGAGAAUGCCAGCAACAACAACAACAACAACGAGAUUAUCUCCGACACCAAUGGCAAUGGGGAUAUAAUGCACUCUGGUGGCGAGGAGGAACCAUUUUAAUAAUAAUGCAAUGGAAAAUUGAAAAACUGCAGGCGCAGAAAAUAGUCUUAUAUGCUGUUAAAUAAUUUUGGAGCAAUUGUUUAAUUAUAUACAUAUAUAGAAAAUUGCUUGAAGUUGCAAAUAAAUAAUUUGACGUUGAAUGUUUAAAAUACUGUUCACUGUUCAAUGCAAAUCGUCCAUGAAUAAAAUGGCAACAAAUUACAUUUUUC